Messenger RNA from Manis pentadactyla (Chinese pangolin), 13019 nucleotides. RefSeq names its product zinc finger protein 469 (gene ZNF469). The transcript is spliced from 3 exons. The record is from RefSeq and is a predicted model, not a curated record. The coding region runs from base 410 to 11869 and encodes 3819 amino acids. Lineage: Eukaryota; Metazoa; Chordata; Mammalia; Pholidota; Manidae.
CGACCUGGGAAGCGGGUGGGGGCUGCUCUCCGCCUUCCGCACCCCGCCCGGAGGGGCAGAGCGCUGCGCGCGGCGGCGGGGCGGCUCGGUGCCCGGCGGGCGGCCCGUCUGCGCGGCCCGGGCGGGCCUGCGGUCGGGGAUGAGGACCGCGCCUCCGCGCCGACCCGGGAGCUCCUCGGAGGGCGCCAGCGCGGCGGGCGGAGCGGGCCCCCGGAGCGGGAGCCAAGACAUCCUCAUUCCUCAGGAAGCCGUGGGGCGACCAGCUGGGGGCCCGACAACACAGGCUCCACUCGGGACCAUGAGGACACGCUUCUCCAGGGCCCCCCACGGAGUGAGGAUGGCCACCCAGCCCACUCCCUGCAACCCUGCUUGGACCACUGCACCCUUCUAGCACCCAGACAGAGGGGCCAUGCCCGGGGAGCAGCGCCACAGAGCCCCACCCCCAGCCAUGACCAGGGACCUGCCACCCUGCCAAGUAGCCAGCGGCACAGGGGGCCCCUCCCAGCCUCUCCGCGAGGACAGUGCCCCAGCCAGCAGGACCGCCAAGACCACAGGCAGCCGGGCGCAGGCCGUGGAGCCCCCUGAGCCCCAGCCACGGCAGCCCAAGGCUCCUCCCCUGAGAACGCAUCCCCGCGGCAGCCCCCCGGCCCCAGCACGGAGGAGCCUCGCACAGGCCCACAUGCGGAGGGCCGGCAGGGCGGAUGGCAGCCCACCCCAGCAGCUCUUUGGUCUGGGCAUCGCCGGCUCAAGGACCAGACCCACCCUGGACAAGAACCCUGAGGGCCCACAGCACAAGGCCCCUGGGCCUCCAGAGGUGGAGGCCCCAGCUACCCCAGAAGAGCUCAGCUGCCAAAGGUGCUUCCAGGAGACCCCCUCCAGCUUCACCUCCACCAACUAUACCUCACCGAGCACCACCCCCAGGCCCCCGUCCCGCAGAGCUCCGCAGAGCAGCGGGGCCAGCCCCUGCCGGCCAGCCUCCUACUCGGAAUUCUGGCCUCCCACUGCUGAGAACAGCUUCCCAGGUGCUAGUUUUGGGGUCCUCCCCACCGAGCCGGAGCCCUUCCCUGAAGGCGGCAGCCCCGGGGGGGCCUCCUUUCAGUACCCCUUCUCAGCUCUGCACGGUGCUGGCCUGAAAGCGUUCCCUGAGGACGCUGCCGGGCCCAAGUAUGCAGAGCGCGCGCUGGCGUUCGCCUUCCCCCGGCCUCGCGGAGCUUGGCCAGAGGAGGUGGUGGGCGCGGACACAGGCUAUCCCGCGCCCACCCAGCCUGCUGCUCUGCCCCAACCCUGCUACCCAGGCCGGCCCGGUGGCCCCAACCCCCCCACUGACCUCACCCAUGCUCCCCAUCCCCCUGGUGCUGCCCCCUCAGCCCCCAGCCCCUUCCCUGAGAGGCCCCCUUCGGCCCAUGAUGGGCUGGGGAGCCCCAGGGGGCCCCCCAACUCUCUGCCUCAGAGGCACUUACCCCAGCAGGCAUACGGAAGCCCUGGAGCCAGUGGGGUGGGCACCAGCCCAGGGUCUCUGGACACAGAGCUGGCCACCCCAGGGCCCCUGCCUGCCAGACUGCCCCAGCUGUGGGACCCAGCUGCAGCCCCUUACCCCACGCCUCCCCUGGUCCCCCCAGCCGCUACCAGGAGUGCGUUCUUUGAGGGCCAGCCCAGCCCAGGCCAGCGGCGUGGCCUCCCCCACAGUCCCCCACUCCCCUGGCCCCAGGCACUCCCUGCCGCGGGGCCCAGUCCCCACCGAAUGGAGAUGCUGAGCCAGCCGCCUCUCCCCCCUGGGGCCCCGGAGUGGCAGGGGGUCAGCCAGGGAGGCCUGGGUGCUGCUGGCAAGACUCCUGGGCAUGGGGAGAAGCUGGCAGUCCUGAGAAAGAGCCCAGGCCAGCCCGGCGGUGGCUCCCCCGGACUGUUCCCCUACAACGGACUGAAGGACCCUGGAGCCCAGUCCCUGUUCUUUGGGGUGGCCCAGCCCCAGGUCUCACCCCGGGGCACCCCUGGCCUGCCCCCACCCAGGGUGGUGGGGGCCUCGCCCAGUGAGUCCCCGCUGCCCUCACCCGUAACCAACACUGCGGGCAGCAGCUCCUGCUCGUCACUGUCGCCGCUGUCCAGCAGCCCGGCCAACCCCAGCUCGGAGGAGAGCCAGCUCCCUUGCCCACUGGGGACCCCCAUCUUCUUCCACGCGCCCCCGCCCCCACAGGAGAGCGGCAGCCCCUUCCCAUCCCCCGAGCCCUCGCACGCCGUCCCCAUCCGCUGCCAACAAGAGCCGGCCAAGGCCUUCCCUUUUCCUGCAGGUGAGCUGGGGGCCGAGGGCGCCUUCCCCGGCCUCGGGGAGGCCCCGUUCCCCAGCACAGGCCCUGAGCUGGGCAGCGGGGGGCUGGAGGGCUUCCCCCAGGAGCCACCCCCCUACUCUGCGCACCACUUCCCCCUGAGCAGCGCCAGCCUGGACCAGCUGGAUGUGCUGCUCACCUGCAGGCAGUGUGACCGCAACUACAGCAGCCUGGCCGCUUUCCUGCAGCACAGGCAGUUCUGCGGCCUGCUCCUGGCUGGGGCCAGGGACGGCACUCAGCAGCCCCCGGGGCUCCCCGUGUCCCCAGCUGCCCACCCCGCGCCAGCCACCCCCGCAGCACCGGCCAGUGGGGACCCGCGCCUGCUCAGCCUCGCCAAGGGGAACCCCUUCCUGCUGGGCGGGGAUGUCCCCACUGAGGGCGGAGACGACCCCUUGAGGGCAAGCGUCCUGCCCAGCCUGGCCACCACCCCCUUCCCACUGCCCGCCUCCGACCCGGACCUGGAGGACGACGCCAAGCUGGACAGCCUCAUCACGGAGGCGCUCAACGGCCUGGGGUACCAGUCAGACAGCCCUGAGAUCGACAGCAGCUUCAUUGACGUCUUCGUCGACGAGGAGCCUUCCGGCCCCAGAGGUCCCAGCAACGGGCAGCCCCCCAAAACCAGGGCGGGGACAACGCCAGAGAACAAAGCCCACCCCCCACUCCCACCCGUGGCAGCCCCACCGAGGCCCCAGGCCCCCCGCCCUGGGGAUGGCCACGACCCCACCCACGGCAGGCCCAAAACCCGCUCCCUGGGCCCAGCGUCUGUGGGGCCGGACGGGGCUGGCCUGGCCAGCCAGCAGAGGAGAGGGAAGCGGUUUAAGGUGCUGCAGAAAGAGCUGGAUGCAGCCAACGCCGUCAAGAGGCCGGGCAGGGGCGCCAGAGCUGCCCGCCUAAGGCCCAGGAGGAAAGCAGGCGGGGCUGAGGCACCCCUGUCCCGCCCCCGGGACCUCAGAACCCAGGUGCCCGAGAGCCCAGCAGAUCCCCACGGAAGGGCCCUCCCAGUGGAGACCAGGAGCGCCAAGCGCCUCCGGCUGUGCCCCAGGAAGGACUCCCGCCGGCGGCGGGCCCGGGGCACCUGGAGCAAGGAGCUUAUCCACAAGAUCGUGCAGCAGAAGAACAAGCGCCUCCAGGGCCAGGGACCCAGCGCCGCAGACACCCAGCCCCAGGACUGCGCCUCCGAGUCCGAGGACGAGGGUGGCGCGCAGCCCCGGGGCUCCCGCUGCAGAGGGCAGCCCCGCCUCGGCUGCCGGAGGCCACGCAGCACCAAGGGCAGGGAAGCGGCUCUGACCCCGGGGCCCAGGGAGGACCAAAGGCCACAGAAACCAAGGAAGGCCGGGAGGCAGAGAGCGGCAGAGGACAGGGGCUCCCCAGACCCAGAGGAGCUGGGCAGGCCGUGCCCACGCCCCAGGGAGAGGAGACCCGAGCGCCUCCUGCCGGUUCCCACCAGCACCAGGACCCCAGAUAACCAUCCAGCAUUGGACUUCCUCCCAGAGACCAGGAACCCUGAAACUGCUGAGGAGCCCCCGCCUGGCACCACAGAACUACUCAGAGAGGAUUCCAGCCCUUCUCCAGCCACCCGUGCGGAAGGAAGCCCCUGCCCUCCCAGCCCGGAGCAGCCGCAGCCCGGAAGAGAGGACGCCGUGCCGCCUCGCAGGGGCUCACCAGCACCGUGCGCAGACAGUCACCUGGGAGCCCCCCAGUACAUGGAGCCCCCCACCUCCCAGGACAAAGAGGAGACCCCUGCGCCCCCGCUGGGAAAGCCGCCGGUGCCCGUCGCUGAUGCAGCUGAUGCUGCCAGGCCCAAACCCAACGUCCUGUUUCUGAAGCCUCCUGAUCUUGGUUGUGAUCCUGUUCUUUUUAAUGGACACUCCUUGGGGGUUUCAGCUGCCAAGAGGGGAUCCCAACCCUACAGACACUCCCCCAGUGAAGUGUUUCUUGUACCCAAAGACCUGGUUGGCUGUCUACACAAAGACCCGUGCUCUAAGCCCUUCGUUCCCGACACUCUGCCAGCCAGCAGUGCACACCUUUGCCAGGACGGUGUGGAUGCCAGUUCCCCGGAGCCAAAACUGCCCAGGAACCUGCCCUGCACAAUCGACUCGGACCCGGGAAGAGCCGAAUCACCACUGACCUUAGAGACCACACCCCUCUUCUCGGGGCUGCCCAUGGACAGGUUCAACCUGCCCAUCUACCACAGCCCAUCUGCAGGCGGGGACACACAUUCAUCGUGUGUGCAUGCUGACCCUCCCCCAAGGAAGCCUGGGUCGGACCCACUAUUCCCUUCGUUUCUGCCUGAGAAGGGUUGGUCCCUCCUGGAGGAAGUGUCCUCGAUACUUCCCCGCCAUAUGGGCCAUUUCCCUGACCCCUCGGGGGAAAAGGCAUUCACUGAGACGUGCCCCAGUGGAGGCACUGCGACCUCCAGCACCCCCUCUUUGCCUGGCAAGGUCAGUGAAGGUAGCAUCCCUUUCAUGAGCAACCUGUCUGAGGAUGAAUUAGAGAUCAAAAGACUGGUCACCGAAUUAGAAAGUCAGCUGCAAAGCAAAAGUGCACACGAGGCCUCGGGGUUGCUGUGCAGAGCUGGGCACACGGGCAGGAUGCACUUGGGCACGGCCGUCCCACCGCAUGCCCCCCAGGCUGCCUCGCCCCAGAAGGACGCGUCCGCCACAGCCAGCCUCACCAGUCUCAGGGAACUAAGUCUGCAUCUGGAAGGGGCGGACAAAGCCGAGGUCACCGCAGACGGGGCCCCGGGGCCCCCCCGGCAGGACUGGUCCUCAUCCCUCCAAGGGGAAGCAGCCCUUCUCCCCCGUGCCCAUGCAGACAUGGUUCCUGGGGCCCCCUUUGACCCCACUGGGGCGAGCUUCAGUUUCCAGCCAGUGCAGAAAGCCAGAGUCUCUGGAACGGAGCCCCCCGAGGCAGAAGGAGACUGUGGGGUCUGCCCGGAAGCCUGCGUGCCCGGCCCCAGGGAGCCACUCAAGCCCCCGUGGGACAUAGGGAGUUUGGCAAAGUGCAGCCCAAACCAUGAGCCUGUACUUCCUAAAAAUAACGUGGCUGCCAGAAUACAUCCCCGCGCAGCCCGCAUGCGGCAGCCUCCCUGUCCUCGGAGAGGAGGGCUUUCCCCAGGGUCCCCCAAGGAGCCCGGGCCCUGCCAAGAUCCCCCUGAGCUGGAAGUGCUGGGCAGCACUGCUGCCCACUUGGCACCUGACCUGGCAUUCCGGGGUGCCACCCCACCCUCUGGUGUCAGUCACAGCGACACCUCCAAGGGACACCCUGUGAGCAGAGCAGGGGGGCCAGAGAGAGCAGGAUUCCUCCACCCUGUGGCGGGGGGCGCUGACCCUGAGGGCAGUGAGGCGUUUGCACCCAUAGGGGCCUCCUCAAGUCCUGCCUGCACGCCCCACGCCAGUCCUGGCAGGAGGCCCCCAGACCCAGGCACGAGCCCCCUACAGCAGCUCCAGCUCCUGGUGGCCAGAGCAGCUGAGAGGGAAGAAGAUACCCGGGGCUUACAGGGGCCCCCAGGUGACACCCAGAGCCCUCGGCACAGCAAACCCUCAGACUUGGAAGGGAAUGGUGUGAGAGGUGGGAACAGAGCCUGGGGCUGCCUGGGGGCUGUGCAGAUGGCAGUUGUCCCUGCCGAGACCAUUCGGCAGCUGGGUCCAGAGGCAGAUGGACACGCUGGCUCACUGGGCCAGACAGAGAAGCCUGAUAAUAGGGAGGGCCCAGGGGUGCCAGGGGGCCUCACCGCAGUCCAUGCCAAGCCUGGAACUGCCCUGGCCAGGCUGGCCAGGGGGGAGGACCAGCCGCCAGAACUGCUCCAGGGAGGCAGGGUGGUCUCCAGCCCUCAGGAAGGAGCACGCGUCACCCCAAGCCCUAUCUCCUCUGAAGUGGAAUCUUUGGUCCCGGCUUGGGCAGCAGCUCGAGCCCAGAAUGGGCCUAAGGACUGGACCCCAGAGGCAGUGACCAGCCCAGGCCUUGAGAAGCAUCUGCGGCUCACUGGGGAGAGCCCAGAACCUCCUCUCGGGGAGCUGGCUGGCCGUGCCCCCUCUCCCACUUGCCCAGUUCCCCACAGCCUCCAGCACCUACCGGGGGAAGAUAAUCCCACAGCCCCUUCAGGUGAGCUGAGGGCGCGGCUCCCAGCACCUCCACGCUGUAGGGACCCAACCAGCCCACGGCCUCUGCCAGCCCAUUCUCCUGCCCAGACACCUCCAAAAAAGAACCAUGGCACCCCAGCCCCCACAGAUGGUGAGGUUGGGAGACACCCAGCAGCACCCCCAUCUUUGAGGACAAGCGCCUGUGGCCUUGAGGACAGCCUGGCCCGCCGCCCCCUCCUGAGGGACCACUGCCCCCUGGAAGACCCUCCCAAGGGACAGCUCAGCUUCCCCAGUGUCCUCACUGCCACCCACAGCGGGGACCACCCUGGAGGCCACGUGCGAAGAGCCCUGGAGGAUGCCAGAAAAGAGAGGCCAAGGGUAUCUCCUGCCCAUGACAGCCUUCCACCCACAGGGAGAGCCGUCUCUGCAAGAGUGACCAUCAAGGCCGCUGCCCUGCCCUGCACCCCCGGCACAGAGGGCAUGGGGGCAGUCAGAGGGCCCAAGGCAGGGGAUCCAGGCCCCAACUACCAGGAAGCCCUACCCAACACCUGCCCCAAGAGGACAUCCGAGCACCCAUCCUCAGAACCCCCAGGCAACAGGGCAGGCCAGGGUGUCAGCACUGUGCCCACUGACCCGUCCACACUGCAGGGGGCUGCAGGGCCAGAUCCCCAUGUCUGCCAGCAAGGUGAGGCAGGGACCAGCUUCCCAGGUCAAGAAGACCUGGGGACACCUGGGGCCAGGCACCCCAGCCUCACAGAAGUGUCCGAAGCUGGCAUCAGGGCCCCAGUGGCCGCCUGCCCCACCUCGGAGCUCUGGCCGGACAGAGCCACGUCUCUGAGCGGUGCGACCAGUGGCUCCAGACCCAGCUUUCCACAAGGCCUUGGCAAUGCUCUCCACCACACACCCCAGAGGGCCCCCCUCAGUCCCCGGGACCCCAAACAGGAGCCUCAUGGCUUUAAAAAGAAGCCUAUGGCCACAGAAAAUGGCCACUGGAAGGAUCAAGCCGCUAGCAGGCAGCCCGUGACCUGUGAGGUGUGCUCGGCUUCCUUCCACUCAGGGCCAGGCCUGAGCCACCACAGAGCCGGGCAGCACGGGCUGCACAAGGCUGCUGCCUCCCAGCCCAGCGCACCGGCCCCUCCCGUUCCCCAGGCCCAGGAGCCCCAAGCCCAGGUGUGCCGGCUCCCCGGGAAGAAAAGCCGCAGGGCGCCUCAGAAGGAGAAACCCAGGUCUGUGCUAAUCGGCCCGCACCAUGCUGUGGGGCUGCCUCCCGUCCUCAGCUCCCCAGCUCCUGAGGACACCCCAGGUUCUGAGACAUGCACGGGGCUUACGCAGGGUUUUGGCAUCCUGGCAACACCAGGAGAUCCCCCCAGCCAGGAACCACAGCCUCUGGGCCUGGCCGAGCCAGGGGUGGACAUGAGGCCUGCAGAGUCCAGGAAACAGGGCCUGCUAGAGAGGGGCAAGCCCCAACCCCAACAGGCAGAGAGAGGCGGCCAGAGGCGGGGCAGAGCCCCCUGGGACUCCCCCAGGGAGUCAGAGGGGACAUCAAAUGACAGAGACAGAGAGAGAAAGCGGAGCGCCAGAGGGCUCUGGGAGGAGAGCGGGCCUUGCGAUGUGAUUUCAGAUAGAAGUGGCUGGAAUCUGUCGACUGCAAUUGCCAAUUACCCAGCCCCGAUGAGCCGCUGCCCCUCACCAGAGGCAGAGCAGGAGACAGAUGUCCCACAGCUGCCUGGAGUGGCCCCACCGGGGCCGGAGGGGACAGAGGGCACAGCAGGCGUGGUCCCAGAGGCAAUGAUGGCACCAACGUCACCCAGGGAUUGGACGGCCUGUCCGGGGAGGAAUGGGGGGCCACCCCCUGGGGAAGGGACGGAAGUGCAGAAGCCUGCCUUGGCCAGGGGGCGCUGGGGGCCCCCAGAGACCUUGACAGCGGGCGCCUGCAAAGAGGCAUCGCAGGCAGCCCAGGCUAAGCCUGAGGAGGACAGCAGAGCAGCUGAGAGUGGGUCAAGGCAGGGCGUUUGGGAGGAGCCCCAGGCCCCCUCAGGCCCCCCAGGCCCUCCAGAGACUUGUGCUUCAGAAGCAGACGGUGCUGUCAGUGGCUUCCCCCAGGAACCCCCGCGAACCCCAGAAGCCCAGGCCGGGAUCCAGGAGCAGGAGGACGCCACCCCCGGAGCCCCCAGCCCGGAUCUCGGAGACCCUCUGAGCUUGCUUGACGACGAGGCCUCUUUCUCCCGGCUCUUCCCGCUGGGCAACCACUUUACCCGGGUCAAGAACCCCCGUGUCUACGGGAAGCGCUGUAAAAAGCCAAAGAGCCCACCGCAGUGGGAGCCCCUGGAGGAGGCUGGGGGCAGCGCUGUGCUGGCCUCCAUCCGCCUGCCCACAGACCUCAGCGACUCGGGCUCGCUCUGCCUGUCCCACGAGGACCCGUGGGGGGACCAGGCCACAGAUCUGCCCGAGUCCUUCCUGCUGGAGGGCUUUCUCAGCAGCAAGGUGCCUGGCAUUGACCUCUGGGCCCCUGGCCCCAGCCUGUGGGCCCUAGAGCCCGACCCGGGGUUAGACUGUGCCAAGGAGGUGCCCUCCCGAGCCUCAGACCCCCAGUCGGAGAACAUCCCCGAGCUGCACAUGGUCCCGGCAGCUUGGCGAGGCCUGGAGCUGCAGGCCCCCACCGCUGACAGCAGCUCUUCCCUCGGGGCUGUGAGCCCCGAGCCCCCCGACCUGCAGCGAGAGCACUAUGAUGAAAGCCUCCCCGGGCGCACCGCAGAGCCCGAGAUGCUCAGCACCGAGCCUGACCCUCAAGGUCUGUGCUUCCUGGGACCCUGCGAAGACCCUGUGGGAGGCCCCGGCACGAGCUUCUUCGACCCCGGGGUCACAGGGGGCUCUCAGGGCCCCCAGAGCAGAAGGACAGAGGACAGGGCCAGGGCAGGCCGGGGUACAGGCCGGGCCAGGCACGCCAAGGCCGGAGGGGGGCCCUACAAGUGCAGGGCGUGCUUCCAGCGCUUCCGCGGCCCGGGCGAGCUGGACCUGCACAGGCUGGCCCACAGCCCCUCGCCGCCCCCCACCUGCUACAUGUGCGUGGAGCGCAGGUUCGGCUCGCGGGAGCUGCUGCGGGAGCACCUGCAGGAGAAGCACGCGCAGAGCAAGACGGGGCGCUGGGCCUGCGGCAUGUGCCUGAGGGAGGCCUCGGACGUGUGGGUGCACAACGAGCACCUUCGAGAGCACGCCCUGCGGUUCGCCCGCAGGGGCCAGGCACGGAGGCCCCUGGAGGGCCUGCCUGGGUGCUGGGAGGCGGACGGCAGGGGCACAGACUGCCUGGGCGGCCCCUCGGGGUGGGCGUCCACGCCCCACAGGGGCAAGCUCUCGGAGGGCAGGGCCAACGCCGGCGCCACAGACGCGCCGGGGCAGGAGACGGAGGCGGGCAGAGCAGUCCCCAGCCAGAGGGCGAGGCCCAAGGCCCGGGCCAGGGGCUCAGACCGAGAUGGUGCCCGGAGCCCCGACGGUGCGCUGCCCCACGGCAGCCCUGCGGCCUGCGCCAGCCCCACGCCGCCGGACAGCUCUGCCCCUCUCUCCGGCUCUGCCGAGACGCCCCCCGGCCCGGGUCCCGGGCCCCAGGUCGACGGCGAGACCCUGCUCCGAGCCGCGCGCGUGCACGGGGACUGCAGGGACCCCUCCCGCGACUGCCACCACUGCGGGAAGCGGUUCCCCAAGCCCUUCAAGCUGCAGCGCCACCUGGCGGUGCACAGCCCUCAGCGCGUCUACCUGUGCCCCCAGUGCCCGCGGGUGUACCCUGAGCACCAGGAGCUGCGCGCGCACCUGGCGGGGGCGCACGGGAGGCGCGAGGAGCGGGAGCUGCAGCACACGCCGCUGUACGCCUGCGAGCUCUGCGCCGACGUCACGCUCACCAGCCGGCGGUCCUUCGCCUGCAGCUCCUGCAACUACACGUUCGCCAAGAAGGCACAGUUCGACCGGCACAUGGACAAGCACCUGAGGAGGGGUCAGCAGCCCUUCGCGUUCCGCGGCGUGCGGAGGCCGGGCACCCCCGGGCAGAAGGCGCUGUCCCGAGAGGGCACGAUGCCCAGCAAGCGGCGCAGGGUGGCCGUGCCCAGCAGUGCCGCAGGGCCCGACAUGAACAGGCCCCCGGCCCCAGGCAGCCAAGGAUCCCCCUCAUCCCAGCUGCAGCCCUGCCCGGAGGCAGCUCCCAGGACCCCAGAGAGGCCAGUAGGUCCUGUGGGCCACCCAGUCUCGGGGGAGAGUCCGCCCUCUGACCUCCUGGACCUCCUGCCCCUGUCUCUGUCUCCUUUCCCCGCAGCCUUGGCUGAUGGGAGAGAUGUCCAGAAGCCGGACAGGGACACCCUGGAGGGCUCCGGGGGUGAGGCUUCCCCGGGCAGACCUGGGCCUCUUCUCCAACAGAUUCUCCCACUCGGGGGGUCUCUGCCCCGGCCAGGGGCCAGACACCAGGAUGAAGAGGAAAGGAGGGCCGCUGGCCCAUUCUCAGGGAAACGCAGAACCCCGAGUGCCCCUGGCCAUCCCGCAGAAGCCCCCUCCCCGCUGCGGAAGGAGAAGCAGGCGCCCAUGUGCCACGUAGCACCUGAGGCGGGCAAGGGGGGCCCCUCCCACAAGGGCAGUGCUACCAAGCCAGGGGGGUGCCAGAGUUCAUCAAAGGACAGGUCAGCCUUGUCCACCCCCAGCAAAGCACCCAAGUUCCCUGUGCAACCAAAGAAGGCUGUGGCCAACCCCACCGCUAGAGAGCUAGCCCACGGCAUCGAGGACAGGCCGAAGCCCACCACCCCCAGAGCCAAGCCAGGCCCCAGCUCCCGUGGCAGUGGAGGCCCCCCGCACAGCACCAAGACAGCAGGUGGCAGCCACCCUGGGCCGGCUGGUGGGCAGCUGCAAAGCGAGACAGCCACCACCCCAGCCAAGCCCACCUGCCCAGGCCGGGGCUCUGCCCCAGCCAAGGGCCACCCCAAGGGGCCAAGGAACGCUGGUGGCCAGGGGCCCCGGGGAAGCCUAGGCCCCCAGGAUGAUGGAGAGGUGGGUCAGAAGAAGAAAAAGGGCCGAGCCCCAGGGCCGACCAGGAGCGAAAGUGUGAGGAGCUUGGGGAGAGCCCACCUGGUCCCUGAGAAGCCCCCCCGGCUCCCCCGAAAGCAGGCGACUCCCAGCCGCGUGCCCCCAGCCAGGCCCAGGCCCAGUAGACAGACCAGCCCAUUGCCACCCCAGCCCUCGGAGCAGCAGAGGGCGGAGCCCAGCCACACCCACGGGGACUUCAAACACAGUAGGGAGGGGCUGGGCAAAGCCGUACCCCAGGCAAGACACCCCCACAAACCCCCCAAGAGGGGCAGAGCUGUCCACGGUGCUGAGCCUGCCAACCCACGCACCUGCCGCACUGCCGCGUCCCAGAGUGACCUCCUCAGCCAGCUCUUCGGGCAGAGACUGACCAGCUUCAAGAUCCCUUUAAAGAAAGAUCCCCCUGAGUAAUUUAUAGGAGCAGGCAAGUAUCUGGGAGCAGGGCUGGAGGAUGACCCAGAAACCGGGGGCUCCUGUCCACACUGGCAGGGCUCAGCCCUCCAGGAGUAUGUGCCUUGUGGCCACCUGACUUAUGCCAAUGCUCAGACUUUGGUGCUGGAGCUGAGCCUAGUGCCCUGAGCAGGGCCUGGAGGGGACGCCAUCCCCUUCUAGCUGGAAGGGGAGGGGGAGGGGAAAGCCAACCGCAGCCCUUUUGAGGGCAGGUGGGUGUUUCGUCUGUACUGAGAACUUAGGAGAGAACAGCUCAGCACGACCGCCGCCCAUGUGCCCCAUUGGCACAGAGCCCCUCAUCUGAAGGUUUGCACAGGGUCGCCCUCCACGUCAUUGGCAGGAAAGUAAGGUGAGGCAGCUGCUGGAUGGACGGCAGUGGGCUCCCUCUCUGUGUUGUCGCUGCUGUUGCUGGAACCCCAAAAUGACCUUAGACGCCAAAUCAGGGGCAGCUGUUUGGGAGAUGCCUGGCCCCCCUUCUCUGACCACAGGGCCACUUUCCGUGCCACUGACAGAAACACCAGUCUGCAGUGCACCUUGACCCCUGGGGACCCAGUCUCCCCCACACACACACCUCUGCAGUUAACCUUUCUGGAGCCUUCCUCCUACACGGAGCCCUCAGCUGCAAGUAUCCGCAAUUACACUCUGAAGUUUCUGGUGCUAUUUUCAUGUUGUAAUGUGAAUACAGGCUGCCCUGGUUUGAUUUACCUAGGAGACUGGGUGGGCAGAUGGGGUCGGGAGGCCCAUGGGCACCAGCAGCCGGCCUAGGGCUCUCACUGGGUCCCCAGCCACCGUGGAGCAGCCCCAUGGCACACUCAGGUGUGGCACUGCCGCCUGGUCAGGGAGGCCUCUCGUCCUGAUGGCCCAGGGGUCUGGGCCUGUCCAUGUUUUCGAAGGGGGAGGAGGGUGGGAGGUCUCCUUUGGUUUCUCUGAGGUUCGUGGUUGUUUCGUUCUGUUUCUUGCUUUUUUACCUUGGGUGCAAUGUGUAAGCCAAAGGUUUUUAUUUUGAUUUUUCAGAAGAGACCAAAUGGGGCCCAAAUCGCCAUUCUGGAAGGCGUGGGUGCCAUUCAGAUUGCCUCUUUAGUGCUGAUGAAUAAAACAUGGGGAACUCUGA